Messenger RNA from Paramecium sonneborni, 1665 nucleotides. NCBI's taxonomy places the organism in Eukaryota, Ciliophora, Oligohymenophorea, Peniculida, Parameciidae. The record is from the annotation of a GenBank genome assembly.
AUGUUUAAAUUAAAAAUGAUAGAAAAUGUAUAAGAUCUUGAUUGUCAGAUGAAACAUAAAUAUCCUAUAGCUCAGGUUGUCUUAGAUCCUUAACUACAACAAAAUUAAAGACUCCUUUGCUAACAAUGUAUUGCUGAUUAUGAAACAAAUGCCAAGACUAUUGGAUUUAAAAAAGUUAUCCAAGAUAUUGAAUAUAAGAAAAAGAAGUCAUUAGAAAGCAUAGAGUAUCUAAUCAAAUAAUAUAUUAAUAAUAUUAAGUCAUUCUAAACUUAAAUCGGUACUUUGAAGUCAAACAUUAUUGAAUAAUUAGAUCAUAUGAUUGAUUAUACAAAAUAUUGGAUAUUAAAUUUAAAAUCCACAGGUUCAUAGUAUUUUGAGUAUAGUUUGUUUAAAGAGUUAGAUUUACUAAUCAAUUAAUAAUCAACUCAAAAUGAUUACAUUAAUUUAAGAAAUCAAAUUAAAAAUCUAAAUGAUUGUUGGAAUACAAAAAUUAAUUCUAAACUUGAAAUAUUCAAAUCAUUUCAAGUAUAUCAGCAAUGUAAAAAUAUAUUAAACAAUUUAAUUGAAUUAUCUUAAGAUUUAUAAUAAACAAACUCUAGUCCUGUUAUUUAGUAAAAUAUCAAUUCAGUUACAGAGUAAGACAAUUAAGUCUAUAAUAAUUUAAUACCUUAAUAAAAUUAUUAAUAAAGUUUCAGUAAAUUAAAAUUAUUUGGUAACUCUAUAAAACAAUUAGAUAUUUGUAAUGCAAUUGUAUUUGAUCAAAAAAGUAAAAUUAUGGUAUCAACUAGUAAAAAUGAUAUUAAAAUUUGGAAUUUCAAUAAUGGAAUAAUUAAAUAAAUUCAUUCUCUUUAAGGACAUUCAAAACAAGUUAAAUGUCUAGUUUAUAGCUAAAUUAAUAAUUAUUUUGUUUCUGGAUCUGUUGAUGGUUAGAUUAGGAUUUGGAAAUAUUACAAUGAUACUUAAUGGUAAAGUUCUAUACCAUAAAAUGAACAUAAGGAGGAUAUUUAUGAUAUAAUCUUAACAUAAAAAGAGGAUUAAUUAAUAUCAUGUAGUUAGGAUUAAUCUAUUAAAGUAUGGAUGGUAGAUAUCAACAAAAACGAAUUAAAAUUUCUAUAAUCUUUAGUUAAGCAUAUUGAUGGUGUUUGUUCAUUAAGCUUAAAUCGAUCAGAGAAAGUAUUGGUAUCAUGUGGUCUUGAUGCUAACAUAAUAAUUUGGAAGAAAAAAACAAAUACUGAGUGGAUAUUUUAAUAUGUUGUUAAUUAAUCAAUAUAAGAAGUAGGAUCUCAUGUUAAGUUUCUAAGGGAAAAUUAAUUUAUUUGGUUAUCACAGGUGAGUAAUACUAUAUGUGUAUUUGAAACUAAAUAAAGUGAUUUUUAUCAAGAAAGCACAGAGAAAAGAGUUUAAUUUCGUAAAAAUUUUGAAGGUUAUUCUAAUUUAGAAGGGUUUCCAAUUAUUUAUAAUCGUUUUAGAAAUAUUAUCUGCUUAAGACAUAUGUGUCAUAUUUGUAUACUUGAGGAGCAAAAUGAUGGAUAUUUUUCAAUUGUUGAAGAAUUAGAUUGUCAGGAUUGGUCUAUAUAAGGAACCAUAACAAAUGAUGGAUAAUAUUUAGUUUUAUGGGGAGAUGAAAAGAAGAUAUAUGAAACUUAUAAAAUAUUAUACUAAUGA